CAGAGUGUCUCCAGCAUGCCUGAACCCGCCAAGUCCGCUCCGGCCCCGAAGAAGGGCUCCAAGAAGGCGGUGACCAAGGCGCAGAAGAAGGACGGCAAGAAGCGCAAACGCAGCCGCAAGGAGAGCUACUCGGUGUACGUGUACAAGGUGCUGAAGCAGGUGCACCCCGACACCGGCAUCUCGUCCAAAGCCAUGGGCAUCAUGAACUCGUUCGUCAACGACAUCUUCGAGCGCAUCGCGGGCGAGGCGUCCCGCCUGGCGCACUACAACAAGCGCUCGACCAUCACGUCCAGGGAGAUCCAGACUGCCGUGCGCCUGCUGCUGCCCGGGGAGUUGGCCAAGCACGCCGUGUCCGAGGGCACCAAGGCCGUCACCAAGUACACCAGCUCCAAGUAAACUUGACAAGUAAGCGUCCUGUCAUCCGGCCCCAAAGGCUCUUUUCAGAGCCAUCCACACUUUCUAAGAAAGAGCUUGUUUUGCUGAGUAGCUUUGGUUACAAGUAAAGAGUGAACAUUAACUUGCUAAACAUACAUAGUUUGACGUAAACCUGUAGGAUUCUAGCUGGCUUAUGGGAUUUGCCCAGUGCACUUUUGCCUAGUAAGUCACCAAUGCAAAGAACACCUCGUAUCUUUGUGAUGCAAAACGAUUUGGAAGUUCAGUGGAGAAACUGUAAUCGUUCCAGCUCCUUCCACUGAUCUCUGUAGCCCUGUUUCAUUGCCUCCAGGUGUGAAGCAUUAGGCAGGCUCCUGGAUGGUAGGUCUCUGUUGAUUAUUAUUAGACUGUAGAAUUACUCAGCUGGUUUGUCUAGUUCUUGCUCCCCAGGCUGAAAGAGGCCCAUGUUCUGUCUGUUUAAUACUUUCUCACCUACUUAACUGAGGCUGGUUACCCCGGGACGUAUCCACGCUUGGCCCACCGUCUCCCAUUAACAUUAUAAGCGUUGUUAAAGGCCCAUUAGCCGUGUAACCAUUUUGGUUCCAAAGUUCUUUCUCCUGGAGCCGAGUGAAGAGCCAGUAACGUUUCUUCUCUACCUCUUCAAUUCUCUAAAAUAACAUUCCCAGGAACGCAGCCUGUCUUUUCAUUUCUGUAAGCAGGGAGUCCAGUGCCUCUGAGGAUGGGCGGAAGCCCUUUUAAAGGGAGGCCUGGUCUGGUGGCUGUGCUGGGACUACUGGCUGCCGUAAGUCCAGGAAAACCUACUGUUAGUGUCUUUGCUCAAGAGUAAGGACUCGCGGAGUGGAUUGCAAGAACAAAACACGUGUGGCCUGUUUGCCUUUUAAAGCUAACUUGGAGAUUUGCUUCCUUGAGGCACCCACCAUUCUUCACUCUUGCCUGCACCCCCGCACACUGGUCUCAAAAGUGCUAAGAAAGAGCACCUGCAUACCUUAGCACUAGGUGCUAAGAAAGAGCAUACCUGCAGUGGGGAAGUCCCAGCAUCUUCAGAAGAAACAGUUAAGAAAAUACAAACUCUAAAAAGAAGCUUGGAGGGAAGCAAAAUGGAGGCUGCUGAAUGGGGCAGAUCAUGUGGUGGGGCCGGGAAGGUGCUCUAGGACUUGGAAAUCCUCUCGCAGGACUGGAGGCUGGAAUGGAGGGAAAUGAAUGUGGAACAAUAAGUAGAAGGUGGGGCAAAGAACUUCCCAUACUGAGGAGCUUUGUACACCCUGAAAAUAAAUAUAAAGUUUAUCUACUAGGGGAAGGCAGACUCUGCCGCAUUUUAAAAUCUUGUAAAAUAUAUGAUUCAGAAUCAUUAUUCUGGGGACCCAGUUGAGAAUGGAUGGAAAGGGGGGGAGGUGUUCAGGUCAAAAGUUUGGAAAUCCCAGCCAGAGGUGAGGAUCGGAACGAGGAGGAGGGGAAGAAAGCGGGAUAAAGGGGAAGAGGCAGCAGAAUGACUUACAGGGGCCGGUGAAGGAGGGGAGCCCGGAAUGUCUCGCUUUCAGCUUGUGCGACAUCAGCACUCAAGAAAGGGGCUACAGAAAGUGGGCUUGUGAGGAAAGGAGACUUGCCAUGUUCAUUCCAACUCACUGCCUCAAAGCACCCAGGCAUAUAUGGAAUAUCUAAAGCUUAAAAGAGUUUGAGAAAACUGCAGAAGCCGGAAGGUCACUAGGAUCUUCCCACCCACCCCACCCC
Messenger RNA from Neogale vison (American mink), 2121 nucleotides. RefSeq names its product histone H2B type 1-C/E/F/G/I. The transcript has a single exon. Gene Ontology annotation, molecular function: structural constituent of chromatin; protein heterodimerization activity; DNA binding. The coding region runs from base 16 to 396 and encodes 126 amino acids. Gene Ontology annotation, cellular component: nucleosome. The record is from RefSeq and is a predicted model, not a curated record. NCBI's taxonomy places the organism in Eukaryota, Metazoa, Chordata, Mammalia, Carnivora, Mustelidae.